AUGACAUCGGAGUCAGGGUCCGCAAAACCCCUUGAGAGGACCGGGCGCAUUUUCGACACACAAACACUCGGUACCUGGAAUUCCAUAGUGUCAUACCGACAACCAUAUUAUUAUGCGGGACCUUUGGGAAAAUCGUACGGAAGUCCAAUUAAAUUGCAGGAAACACAGAUGUGGGGACCGCAAAUCCAAUUACUCCCGGCACUUGGCAUAACAGUCACGAGAAGAUCGAUAAACAAGCAGGCAAGAGGACACGGUACCCGCCCCGUCCACUUAUUAACUAAUGGAUCAGGGGCAGAUGUUCAUGGAUGUUUUGAAAUUUUAAAUGUUCAAACACUGCAAUUUUUUGAACUUAUGAUGGCAAGAAUCGUCUGUUAUCAGCAUGGGAAUAUUACAUUUGCGCCUGAUAUUCUUAUUAAUUAA
Messenger RNA from Acaulospora morrowiae, 420 nucleotides. The record is from the annotation of a GenBank genome assembly. Lineage: Eukaryota; Fungi; Glomeromycota; Glomeromycetes; Diversisporales; Acaulosporaceae.